CAAAAAUCAGGGCCUUUGCAGGUAAAGCCAUUUUUUUCUGCAGAGGAAGAAGCAAACAUGUAAUCAAAAUCGAUUAUACAAGACAAAAUAUCAAAAGGCCCAGGAAAUAUAUGAUACGAUAAUUAUGCAAGAAUCAAUGAUGUAUAGACAGAUUGUUGUGUGAAUUAAAGCUGCUUCAAUUUAUAGUUUCUCGGUUCGUUGAUAUAAAACAAGUUUAAUCGAACUGCUGAUCUCCGAUUGUUAUUAAGCAUAAGCCAGCAAAAUGUCUUGUUCUCAUGGAGAAGAGAAUGAUGAUGAAGACAAGGAAAACCUGAGAUUCUUCUGACCUCUAGAUGCUUGAAGCUCUUAAAAAUGAUGAUGAGAGAGGGUAGAGACGUAAAGCCUAUUCUAUUGAAAGUAGGGUUGGCUCUAACUCUUUCUAUAGCUGGAUUUCUCUUAUCUCGCAUCAGAAUCAGAAGACUCAAUUCUUCUGAUACAAAGAGCCACUCAGACCAUACUUCAGGUUAUGACGGCGACAUUAGUUCAGAUAAAACUUCUGAUCUUCCUCUUGCCAUAAAGCGAGUGUCUAGAUCAAGUUCUUGCAACAAAUUUUCAGAUGCACAUUUUCUGCAUACGGAAGAGCCGUUCAUCAAGGAGGUGAUCAGUGACACCACGCAUAGUAGGUCAAAAUUAGGAUCUCCUCCUAAAGCAUAUGUAACUCCAGAAAAGGAUGACUACGAUCGAGAGAUGAAGAACCUCAAGAACAUAAUCAGAAUGCUUCAAGAGAGAGAAACGAGUCUUGAGGAUCAAUUGCUCGAUUACUACGAACUUAGAGAGAAAGAAACAACAGUGAUGGAGCUUCAAAAUCGCUUGGCGAUUAGCAAUAUGGAGGCAAAAAUGUUCGAUCUGAAGGUCGAGAAUCUGAUGUCUGAGAAUCGGAGGCUAGAAGCACAAAUGGCCGAUAAUGCGAAACUUGUAGCAGAGCUUGAGCGUUCGAAAGCGAAAGCGAAGCUGCUGAAGAAAAAAAUUAAGCAUGAAGCUGAAGAGAACAGGGAAUUGAUAAAGAACCUUCAACAAAGAGUUCUGAAAUUGCAAGAAGAUCACAAAGGUGCUGGUAGUGAUGAGAAUUUACAGAUGAAGUUGCAGAAGCUGAAAGAUUUAGAGAGUGAAGCAGAAGAAUUGAGGAAGUCCAAUUUGAGAUUGCAGAUAGAGAAUUCAGAAUUGGCUCGAAGAUUGGAUUCUACUCAGAUCCUUGCAAAUGCUUUUCUCGAAGAUCCAGAGAAAGAUGCUCUCAAGGAAGAGACUGAACGUCUUAAACGAGAGAAUGAGAGCUUGACGAAGGAAAUUCAGCAACUUCAAGCAGAUCGAUGUUCAGAUGUUGAAGAAUUGGUCUAUCUUCGGUGGAUUAAUGCUUGCUUACGAUAUGAGCUCAGAAACUAUCAGCCUCCACCUGGUAAAACUGUUGCAAGGGACUUGAGCAAAAGCUUAAGCCCUACCUCUGAGAGGAAAGCAAAACAGCUCAUACUUGAAUAUGCAAAAUCUGAAGCAACCAUGGACUUUAACUCACCUUCAGACCAAUGGUCCUCUUCUCAGGCUUCUUCUCUUACAGAUGCUGAUGAUUCUUCUCCUUUUGGAAACUCAUCUGUUCGCAGAAUUCACACUUCAAGCAAGAACAAGUUUUUCCACAAGCUUAGAAGACUAAUCAAAGGCAAAGAUAGCCAGCACCAUCGUGUUCAGCUUUCACCUGCGGAAAAAUGUGGAUCUCAAGAUAGUAAUUCCCCACAGUUCUGUUCAAGCGUAUCAACUGGGAAUGACACGUGUCAAAGGCGAGAGCUUGACACUCCAUACAGGAUAUUCAGAAGUUCUUCUGAUUUCCACAGGUUGGCGAUUUUGAAGGAAGAAGACAGCAGAAAUUCAGAUGGCACUAAGCUGGGAAUCUCAAAGAAGUUCAGCCUGAAUAAAGGGCACUCGGCAGAUUUUAAAAAUUGCCUUGAUCCUUACUCUGAUACAGUACACGUAGAGAAAACCCCAUUAAUGAAAUAUGCAGAAGCUUUAAAAGACUCUGGUGCAUCUUCCAAACCCAAACAUGGCUUUGGAAGAAGAUCAGCAUCACACAGUUCAUUUUAACUUAGUAGCUACUUGUAGUUUUCCCCCCUUUUAACUGUAGGCAUUUAAAAUUAGUAGGGUGAAGGUGAAUGCCACUGUACUAUGUUACAUUAGCAUUUAGGAUCUUUUCGGACACUAAUUUGUGUUUGAACAAAUAAUGCACUUUCGAAUGUAUAGUAAGCAUUCAUAGAUACAAAUUUCGUUGAGAGUAUCACUAUAUAGUUACCUUCUAGUGGGAAACACUUGC
Molecule: messenger RNA, 2332 nt
Organism: Prosopis cineraria
Lineage: Eukaryota; Viridiplantae; Streptophyta; Magnoliopsida; Fabales; Fabaceae
Product: protein CHUP1, chloroplastic-like
Exons: 5
Coding region: 352-2106 (584 amino acids)
Biological process (GO): chloroplast organization
Cellular component (GO): chloroplast outer membrane
Source: RefSeq, a predicted model, not a curated record